This is a messenger RNA of Mycotypha africana, 1620 nucleotides long. RefSeq names its product cystathionine beta-lyase. The transcript is spliced from 3 exons. The record is from RefSeq and is a predicted model, not a curated record. NCBI's taxonomy places the organism in Eukaryota, Fungi, Mucoromycota, Mucoromycetes, Mucorales, Mycotyphaceae. Gene Ontology annotation, biological process: 'de novo' L-methionine biosynthetic process; transsulfuration. The coding region runs from base 101 to 1315 and encodes 404 amino acids. Gene Ontology annotation, molecular function: pyridoxal phosphate binding. Gene Ontology annotation, cellular component: cytoplasm.
CAAAACUUGACUGAACUUAUUUAUAUUAAAGCCUCCUAGUUCUGGUUCUUCCGUUUAAAUUAUACAACUUAUUAGCCUAAAUCUUAAAAGCAAUCCAAAGAUGACAGAUAUCUUCCCAAGCUCACCAGCUGCUUCCGUUGUUAGCACUCGACGAUAUCGUUUUGCAACUGAAGUAGUAACAGUAGACAAUUCAGACGAUCCGCACAAUGCUGCUUCAGUGCCCAUUUAUCAGAGUGCAACCUUUAAACAGAAGGGUGCGACUGCAUCCGGAGAGUAUGAUUAUACCCGUAGUGGUAAUCCUACCCGGACUCAUGUUGAGAAUCAUUUGGCAAAAAUUAUGGGAGCUGAAAGAGCAUUGGUCGUUACAAGUGGUAUGGGGGCCUUAGAUGUUAUUACACGUCUAGUUCGAUCAGGAGAAGAAAUUAUAGCAGGCGAUGAUCUUUACGGUGGCACCAAUCGUCUUCUAAGCUUUUUGGCACAAUCUCAAAAUGUGAAAACCCAUCAUGUCGAUACCACAAAAGCCGAGUCCGUUCUUCCUUAUCUUUCUGACAAGACUCGCUUGGUACUGCUUGAAUCCCCUACAAAUCCUCUUAUUAAAAUUUCAGAUAUACCUACUAUCGCCAAAUAUGUUCAUGAGCGAUGUCCCAACGCUUUAGUGGUGGUAGAUAAUACUAUGAUGUCACCUUACCUACAACGCCCUCUGGAACUGGGAGCAGAUAUAUCUUACCACUCUGGUACAAAAUACCUAUCGGGUCAUCAUGAUUUGAUGGCUGGUGUCAUUGGUGUAAAAGAUACAAGCGUGGGAGAUCAGUUAUACUAUGUAAUCAACGCAACUGGAUGUGGAUUAAGCCCCUUUGACUCAUGGCUUUUAUUGCGUGGUGUUAAAACUUUAGCGGUGCGUAUGGAUAAGCAACAAGCCAGUUGUAUCCGUAUUGCCAAUUAUUUGGAAACACAAGGAUUUAGAGUACAUUUCCCUGGGCUCCUGUCCCAUCCUCAAUAUCAUUUACAUCGAUCUAUAUCAGCAGGUCCAGGAGCUGUACUCAGUUUUGAAACGGGCGACAUUGGAAUUUCAGAAAGAAUUGUAGAGGGAACAAAACUUUGGAGUAUUAGUGUGUCAUUUGGAUGUGUCAAUUCCUUGAUCAGUAUGCCAUGUAGAAUGUCUCACGCAUCUAUUCCAGCCCAUGUACGCGCAGAAAGAGCUCUUCCCGAAGAUUUGAUUCGUCUGUGCGUGGGUAUUGAAGACGUGGAAGAUCUUUUGGAAGAUCUAGAGCAAGCUUUAUUAUCUGCCGGUGCUUUGCCUUAUCCAUCUAAAUAGAUGUCCUGUAAGCGGUUAUGGCUAUCCCCAUUUUUAUUGCUUUAAACAUACCAAUCCAUUUUACAAACAUUUUACACACUUACAGCCCGUAUAAACUUAUAUCAUUUAUAUCGUACAUAAAGAUGCUCCAUGAAUCUGCUUACCAGGACUUAAAUCAUAAUUUGAAAAUAUUGGAUGAAAUAGUUUACAUAAUAAGCAAGAAGUAGCUUUUCGCAAUGAUUAUUUGAGCAUAAAGACAUGUGGUGUUCAUUAGUCACAUUAUUCACAUAGAACAGGCCUGAAGACGCACAGCUUUCCAUCCAUUG